Messenger RNA from Ochotona princeps (American pika), 1950 nucleotides. It is a transcript of the gene NUDT13, whose product is annotated as nudix hydrolase 13. Bases 333 to 1487 code for a protein of 384 amino acids. Lineage: Eukaryota; Metazoa; Chordata; Mammalia; Lagomorpha; Ochotonidae. The record is from RefSeq and is a predicted model, not a curated record. Gene Ontology annotation, molecular function: metal ion binding; hydrolase activity. The transcript has 11 exons.
GUUUGAACGUGAAAGGCUGGAAUUUCCCGGUUUCUGCUGAUUCUUGAGGCCAAAAAAAGGUGCUCCCCCGAAAAAAAGAUUUCAGAUUUUUGUAGUUUCAACAACUACUUAAAGACCUCUGUGCCCAUCAGCUCCUGAGUCAGCAGCCACGGUCAUCCAUGGUUAGCUCAGGUUAAUGUGGUACCAGAAGCUGGGCCAAGAGUCUGGCAGCCAAGUCCAGCGGGUCACACACUCCAGCUGUAGUUAUAACGACCACUAAAUAGCCUUAGAAGAGUCCUCAUCUCUGUCCCCCUCCAAAGGAGUCACUGGUAGCAGCUUGGCAGGUGCACUUCAUGCGCCUGUGCCUUCCUUUACGCAUUAGACUGUGUCUGCCAGACGAAUAUCAGCUUUUCUCCUCCAGCUUAACUAAGGGCCUGAUCAUGUCCCUGUUUUGUGGAGUGACUUGCAGGAGCAAAUCCUUUGGGUGCUAUAGGCUGCUGUCAACCUAUGUCGCUAGAGCACGGUAUCUUUUUGAACUGAAAGAAGACGACGAUGCAUGUAAAAAAGCACAGCAGACCGGAGCAUUUUACCUCUUCCACAACCUGGCUCCCUUGCUUCAAAGGUCAGAAAGUCAUUACGUGGCCCCCCGGCUUAGCCUCAGAGAGCUGGAAAAGCUCCUGAUGAAGUGUGGCCAGGACACACAGCGAAUAGAAGAUUCCGUGCUGAUUGGAUGCUCUGAACAGCAGGAAGCAUGGUUUGCUCUGGAUCUGGGACUCAAUGGCUCCUCUGCCAUGAGUACCUCCUUACAGAAAUCUUCAGUGGAGACAGAGCUCAAGGGGUCUUUCAUGGAGCUGAGGAAGGCCCUCUCUCAGAUAAGCAUGAAGGACAUGCCCUUGCUUUUCACGGCUCAGGCUCUUCUCAGCUGGCAUGAUUCUCACCAGUUCUGCAGCCGCAGUGGGCAGCCCACCAAAAAGAACAUGGCAGGCAGCAAGCGUGUGUGCCCCUCCAACAACAUCAUCUAUUAUCCACAGAUGGCUCCUGUGGUGAUCACUCUGGUCUCGGACGGACCCCGAUGCCUGCUGGUUCGCCAGAGCUCCUUUCCUAAGGGAAUGUACUCUGCCUUGGCAGGGUUCUGUGAUAUAGGUGAAAAUGUGGAAGAGGCUGUUCGUCGGGAAGUUGCUGAAGAGGUGGGACUGGAGGUGGGAGGUCUGCAGUACUCUGCCUCUCAGCACUGGCCGUUCCCUAACUGCUCUCUCAUGAUGGCUUGUCACACAACUGUGAAGCCAGGGCAGACGGAGAUUCGGCUGAACUUGAAAGAAUUAGAGGCAGCUGCCUGGUUCAGUCGUGACGAGGUGGCUGCAGCCCUAAGGAGAAAGCACCACCAUCUUGGUCGACAGAAUGAGACUGUCCCAUUCUGGGUGCCCCCUAAGUUUGCUAUUGCCCACCAGUUGAUUAAGGAAUGGGUGGAAAAACAGACCUGUGCUUCCCUGCCUGUUCAGUCCAGGUGAACCUGUGUGGAAACCCUCCUUGAUUUUCCCCAAGGAGAUACCAGAGACUGACUGUAAAGAGGAGAUGAUGCAAGACCCACAAGACAGAGAAGAGGAGCCUAUCAGCAGCAUUAAGGAGGCAAGUUCUUACUAACAAUUAAAUAGGCUGGUAUGGAAAGAAAAGAACAGCUCAUGAGGCGUCAGCCACCCAAAUCCGAGGGAAGGCUGAAGCCUUGGAUUGGAUGCAAAUCUUGCUCACCUAUUUUCUCCAAGGUUUACGAGCAAGUAUCUUCAGGAUGUGGCUUACUGCCAACAUUUUCACGCCAACGGACAAAAUAUGACUGGGGGUAUUUUAGGUUAAGUUUUGACCUUCGUGUUAAAAAUAUAAUCCCCAUGUCACUACCGACUUAGAUUUUAUCCUCACAAAAGUACAAAGUAUAGAACAACCUAACAUUUUUGAGUUGUGUACAGGUAUAUUCUUACA